This is a messenger RNA of Colossoma macropomum (tambaqui), 2982 nucleotides long. RefSeq names its product synapsin IIa (gene syn2a). Gene Ontology annotation, cellular component: synaptic vesicle membrane; synaptic vesicle. Gene Ontology annotation, molecular function: ATP binding. The coding region runs from base 709 to 2088 and encodes 459 amino acids. The transcript has 12 exons. Gene Ontology annotation, biological process: neurotransmitter secretion. The record is from RefSeq and is a predicted model, not a curated record. NCBI's taxonomy places the organism in Eukaryota, Metazoa, Chordata, Actinopteri, Characiformes, Serrasalmidae.
AAUCAUCUGAAAAUACAAGACAAUAUAGUUAAGCUCACUGCUUUACAAUCAGGGUUGGGAUGUAAUGGAAUAAAACUAUUGGGAAUAUGUAAUGAGAAUACAGAAAUUAGGUAUCUGUAUUCAGUCAAACUCUAAAGAAGACCUCAAUUAACAAGCUUCUUAACAAACGCUCAAGUUCCUACUAAAGCCUGAAUAGUCUGACAAAUUAAUGUGAAGCGCCAGUUAUCAAUCUCAGCAUUACUGAGCUCUUUUGAAAGACGAUCAGAUGAAUAAUCUUCUAUGUAGUGGACAUGUUUGAUAAGCUUAGCAUCUUUUUUGUACUGGACACCUGCUCAGAGGAUUGUGGGAGCAGCAGUGGGCUGAAGCAGCGGCAAGAAGGAGACGUGACGGUGGAGAGGCAGUAGGAUGGGGGAGGGGGCAGCAGAGGAGAGAGAGGGAGCAUCUCCUGCAGGCAUUCGGGCUGCAGAAACUGCGCCUGAUUGGCCGGCAGAAGCCUGCGACGUCAGCCUCGGCAGGCUGGGGGGAGUGGAGAGGAAACACAGCGAGGCUAGGAGGGAACCCGUACCACUCAAAUGAUCCACGAUAAGCUCUGAGGACGCUCGGCACCUGCAUCUCAAAAGCCUUCGUUGAUCAGCACAGAAAAAUCACUGCCUCUGUUUCUCUCAAGUCCAGCAUCAGGAUCCCAGCCUUCUGCUUCCUGCCUCAGCCAUGAACUACCUGCGCCGGCGUCUUUCCGACAGCACCUUCAUCUCCAACCUGCCCAAUGGCUACUUAUCGGACCUCCAGAAGCCAGACCCUCCCCAGCCGCCUCCACCCGAAGCGGGUCAGCAGGCCACCCAGCCACCCGCUGUCUCUCCGACCCCCGAGAGAAAGCCCCAGCCAACUGCCCAGUCCUCAGGGACGGGCUUCUUCAGCUCCAUCACGAACGUGGUGAAGCAGACGGCAGCCUCGGCUGGGCUGGUGGAGCAGACACCUGUCCCCGUGGCCAAGAAGUUCAAAAUCCUCCUUGUGAUCGACGAGCCGCAGCAGGAGUGGGUCAAAAUUUUCAGAGGGAAGAAGCUACAGGGAGAUUAUGAUAUAAAAGUGGAACAGGCGGAGUUUCGUGACCUGAAUGUGGUGUCCCAUGCUAAUGGGACCUGUAACGUAGCUAUGCAAGUCCUUAGGAAUGGAACCAAGGUUGUGAGGUCAUUCAAGCCUGAUUUUGUCCUCAUCCGACAACACGCCUUCAGUAUGACUGAGAAUGCAGAUUUCCGCAACCUGAUCAUCGGGUUACAGUACGCAGGCAUCCCCAGCAUCAACUCACUGGAGUCUAUUUACAACCUGUGUGACAAACCAUGGGCGUUUGCUCAGCUGAUCAGCACACACAGGAGACUUGGACCGGAGAAAUUUCCACUGAUCGAGCAAACGUUCUAUCCAAACCACAAAGAGAUGGUAACCAUGCCAACGUUCCCCGUCGUGGUGAAAAUUGGACAUGCUCACUCUGGUGUGGGGAAGGUGAAAGUCGACAAUCACACAAAGUUCCAGGACAUAGCGAGUGUGGUCGCUCUCACACAGACCUACACAACAUCUGAGCCUUUCAUCGAUUCCAAGUAUGACAUCAGGAUUCAGAAAAUCGGCAACGAUUACAAAGCUUACAUGAGAACUUCCAUCUCAGGCAACUGGAAGUCCAAUACAGGCACUGCCAUGCUGGAACAAGUGGCAAUGACAGAUAGGUAUAAGCUUUGGGUGGACACCUGCAGUGAGCUGUUUGGAGGCCUUGAUAUUUGUGCAGUCAAAGCCAUUCAUGGCAAAGAUGGGAAAGACUACAUUACUGAUGUGGUGGGCUCAUCAAUGCCCCUGGUGGGAGAUCACCAGGCAGAGGACAGGCAGCUUAUUGCUGAUAUGGUUAUAGCCAACAUGAACCAGGCUAUGGCACAGAACCCUAAAAGACCAACUACAAUUCAGCCAUCACAGAGCGCCACUCAGAAGGAAGCCAUGACGGACCUGAAAAAGACCCCACCACAGAAGCCCCCACCUCAAGGUUGUUUGCAGUACAUUCUUGACUGUAAUGGCGUUGCAGUAGGCCCAAAACCGGUCCAGGCAAACUGAGACGUGAGAGAGAGGCCAUAAUGACAGCGCUCUCCAUGCGCUGAGCACUGAAGGCAGACGUUCAGACAGUGAGAUGAGACGAGGGCGUUGGGAGGGGAGGGGUGGGCCGAUCUCUCUUCUCUCAGAGAAUCAGAGAGAAAAGCCUGGACUGUGUUUUUCCCCUAUGCAGUGUCAACGUGUACUUUAGCUGUGCGCUUGUGAUGGUUGCUUGUGUUUCUCUGUAAAGCGGUUGUUUUCUUCAGGGCUGUUUUUCCGUGGUGUUAUGAGCAGAGUGUGCCUACAAAGUUCAGUGUUGCUUUUACCCCUCAUGUACUGUACUCUCUCUCUCAAUCUUCUUUUUUUUCCGUUAUCCCUGUUUUGUCUCCAUUUCAGUGUGUAUUUAUCGGUGGUGUUCAAACUGUGAUCUGGUCAGCAGUUUGACAUUGUGUGUUCAGUAUAUAUGUGCGUAUGGCCAUUGUGGAGAUGAUAUAAAUAUAAAUGUAUUGAUAUACAUACACACUUUUUUUUCCUUUUCCUUUCCUUUUUUUUCUUUUUUUCCUUUUUUUUUGCAUGAACACUUCCAAGGCAGGUGAUUGUGUAGAAAGGUGAGACAGACUCGCUGUGCUUUUUCUGGUCACCGUUCUAAUGAUUCAGACACAUUAGUAGUGCUCAUGGCAUUGUGAAUGUGUACUAAAUAUUGUCAGCUUACAACUUAGUGAGAAAACAUUGUAGUGUAGCGUUAGUCUUUUGAGUAAUGUAGAAUUUUUAGAGCUUCAUAGUGAACACAUACUUUCUUUUUUUAGUGGAUUCAAGAAAAUAAUAACCUGAACACUGAAUUUUUGUAUCAUUUUGCUAGAGAUGUUUUUAACUGGUCAAGUAGUUGUUUUGGAUAUUAUGGCGAUGCAUGUCAUGGUA